Sporothrix schenckii 1099-18 is the source of this 345-nucleotide messenger RNA. RefSeq lists its product as uncharacterized. Bases 1 to 345 code for a protein of 114 amino acids. The transcript has a single exon. The record is from RefSeq and is a predicted model, not a curated record. Lineage: Eukaryota; Fungi; Ascomycota; Sordariomycetes; Ophiostomatales; Ophiostomataceae.
AUGCCCAUGAACAAGACAAGAACAGGACACGCCGGGCCUCAAAUGCCAGAACGCAAUGGUAGCCUUGUCGGUGAGUUCGAUCCGGACACCAGACAAUGUCCAGUUGAGCCUCAAGGCAACAGGACGGAAACACGAGCUCUCCAUGCAUCGACAGAACAGGACUGGACAGCCAAGUUGCAGAGACGACGAAGGGGGGGCUGGCAUGCGCCUCGUUCCGCACCUCGUUAUGCCUGUCUUGAACCUCUCCCCUCCCCAGCUCUGCUCCGGCAUGCUCCCUGUCUGACCCUGCCGAGCCGCACAUGGAACCCCUCUACCAUGCUUUUUAUGGACCACACAAGAUACUAA